Messenger RNA from Sitophilus oryzae (rice weevil), 520 nucleotides. RefSeq lists its product as uncharacterized. The record is from RefSeq and is a predicted model, not a curated record. Lineage: Eukaryota; Metazoa; Arthropoda; Insecta; Coleoptera; Curculionidae. Bases 1 to 321 code for a protein of 106 amino acids. The transcript has 4 exons.
AUGCAAUCAACAAACUUCCCCAUUAUUAAACAACAGACCUCAGUGGGUUCCAUAACGCCCUGUAUCAACGAUACUUACAUGCAGCUGAGAGACUGUCCGCUGAGGGAGAUUAACUUUUGCAUUAAAUAUAUCAGCGAGGGCACUAUAGUGAGAGACUGCGUUCCUAGAUGUACAGAAAAAGAUAAUUGGGACUGGAAUUCCAGGACGUUCUGCUGCCAGGAGGACGGGUGCAACGCGGCUGAGGGACUGUGGCAUUGGCACAUCCCUAUUUUGCUAUUUGCCAUGCCAUUUUUCCACCUGAUGGCCAGAAGCCUGCACUGAGAAGAGAAAAAGGAGACAAAACAAUUUUAAAUCUCAAAUUCUCGUUUUUUUUUAAACAUUUCUUUCUUCCUUAUUUCCAAUUAAAUCCUUUAUUUCUCUAAAGGGACAGAAGAGAGAAUUAUGCGGCUUUAAGCCAGAGUAAUAAGUAACCAUAGAGGAGUUCUUAAACAUUUUUUAUAUCACCCGAUGUGAUAUCAAC